Messenger RNA from Beta vulgaris subsp. vulgaris (sugar beet), 455 nucleotides. RefSeq lists its product as hypothetical. NCBI's taxonomy places the organism in Eukaryota, Viridiplantae, Streptophyta, Magnoliopsida, Caryophyllales, Amaranthaceae. The transcript has a single exon. The record is from RefSeq and is a predicted model, not a curated record. Bases 138 to 440 code for a protein of 100 amino acids.
UACCCUUUUGGGUUAAUAAUAAUGCCAACCUUUUCCUUCAAUCCAUUUUGUCAUUAAGCUAGCCUCUUGUGCUUGUUCAUAAUCAGUAUUUUUCUUCUUUAUCAGCAGGCUAAGUACAGACUGGUCCAAGAUUGAAUAUGAGUCUCACCUGUCUUGUGCGCCAUGGCGUAGAAAUCCCAUCACAUUCAUUCAGAAGUUACUCUGUCUCUAGCUCAGACAAUGAUGGGCGAUGUUCAGCUAUGGCUAACUGCUUGAUCGGGAAGAUUUCUGUUCCUCCUCCUCGGGGAAACUCAGUCAUGUCAUCAUCUAAAAUGACUCUGCAGCCGAAUUUAUCAAACCAUGUUGAUAUUUCAGGCACUCCACGACUAAUUAGGAGCCGUGCUGUUAGAAGGGACCAAGUCAGAGACUGGAACUUCGAGGUGAUUGAGCUAGAGCAGUAGUUUAGCUAAUAUGAC